ACUAGUCCUUCCAUACAGACAGACAGAGAGGGGUAUUUGACCGGUGUGUGUCCUCAAGGUUGGAAGACAUGACAGUGUUCAGGAGCAGCGUUCCGGAACAGUAAAUUCAUCUGACUAGUUCAGCCAACAGAAACGCGCUGCUCAAACAUACUUUCCAAGACAACACUGGAACUCUUCCAAGUCAAGUCUGCUGUGUGUCAGUCUGCUGUGUGUCAGUCAGCUGUGUGUCAGUCCAUUGUGUGUCAGUCUGCUGUGUGUCAGUCCAUUGUGUGUCAGUCAGCUGUGUGUCAGUCUGCUGUGUGUCAGUCAGCUGUGUGUCAGUCUGCUGUGUGUCAGUCAGCUGUGUGUCAGUCAGCUGUGUGUCAGUCAGCUGUGUGUCAGUCUGCUGUGUGUCAGUCUGCUGUGUGUCAGUCAGCUGUGUGUCAGUCAGCUGUGUGUCAGUCAGCUGUGUGUCAGUCCGCUGUGUUUCAGUCUGCUGUGUGUCAGUCAGCUGUGUGUCAGUCCGCUGUGUGUCAGUGAGCUGUGUUUCAGUCUGCUGUGUGUCAGUCAGCUGUGUGUCAGUCAGCUGUGUGUCAGUCCGCUGUGUGUCAGUCAGCUGUGUUUCAGUCUGCUCUGUGUCAGUCAGCUGUGUGUCAGUCAGCUGUGUGUCAGUCUGCUGUGUGUCAGUCUGCUGUGUUUCAGUCAGCUGUGUGUCAGUCAGCUGUGUGUCAGUCUGCUGUGUGUCAGUCUGCUGUGUUUCAGUCUGCUGUGUGUCAGUCAGCUGUGUGUCAGUCUGCUGUGUGUCAGUCUGCUGUGUUUCAGUCUGCUGUGUGUCAGUCCGCUGUGUGUCAGUCAGCUGUGUGUCAGUGAGCUGUGUGUCAGUCUGCUGUGUGUCAGUCUGCUGUGUGUCAGUCUGCUGUGUUUCAGUCUGCUGUGUGUCAGUCAGCUGUGUGUCAGUCAGCUGUGUGUCAGUCUGCUGUGUGUCAGUCUGCUGUGUUUCAGUCUGCUGUGUGUCAGUCUGCUGUGUUUCAGUCUGCUGUGUGUCAGUCCGCUGUGUGUCAGUCAGCUGUGUGUCAGUGAGCUGCAGGGAUGGCGCACCACAAGCAGUGCACAGCCACUUUCCCUGAACACAUCCGCAAGAAACGGAAUGGUGAACAGCUGAGCGCUGGGGAGAUCCGAGACUUCAUACAGGGUGUCAAGGACAAGACCAUCCAAGAGAGCCAGAUUGGAGCCAUGCUGAUGGCAAUCUGGCUGCAGGGAAUGGUAGCAGAGGAGACUCUCACACUGACGAAGGAGAUGAUGAUGUCAGGGGAAGUGAUGUCAUGGCCGGCAGAGUGGGAGGGGCUAAUGGUGGAUAAACACUCGACGGGUGGAGUGGGGGACAAGAUCAGCCUGGUGCUGGCUCCUGCUCUGGCUGCCUGCGGCUGCAAGGUACCCAUGAUAAGUGGCAGAGGUCUGGCACACACAGGCGGCACGCUCGACAAACUGGAGUCCAUCCCUGGCUUUAAUGUCUAUCAGUCUGUACAACAGCUGCAUCGAAUCCUGGAGGAGGUUGGCUGUUGCAUUGUAGGACAGACAGAUAACCUGGUGCCUGCUGACAAGGUCAUGUACGCUCUGAGAGACGUUACGUCUACAGUCGACAGCCUCCCACUCAUCACAGGCUCUAUCAUCUCUAAGAAGGGUGCUGAGUCUCUGAGUGCCUUGGUUCUGGAUGUGAAGUUUGGGAAUGCAGCUCUCUACAAAGACCUGGGCAGUGCCAAGUCACUGGCCCAGUCCAUGGUGACAGUUGGGAACAGUUUGGGGAUCCGUACGGGGGCGGUGCUUAGUCGUAUGAACUGUCCUAUUGGUCGCUGUGUGGGGAACACUCUGGAAGUGAUGGAGUCCCUGGAGUGUCUAAAGGGGAGGGGCCCAGACGACAUACUGGAGCUGGUCACAAGUCUGGGUGGGCUGCUGUUGUGGAUGAUUGGCCGUGCAGGGAGCCUGGAGGAGGGUAAAAAGGUGAUCUCUACAACCCUGCAGAAUGGUGCAGCCCUGGAAAAGUUCCAGAACAUGAUGAUUGGUCAGGGAGUAGCCAGUCAGAUCACUGCAUCACUCUGUUCAACCAACGCAGACUACUACAGCAUCCUGAGACGGGCACACUACCAGACAGAACUAGAGACACAGGGCCACGGGACAGUGCUGGACAUAGACGGCAUGGUCAUUGCUCAGGUGCUGCACAGGUUGGGGGCGGGACGUUCGAAGGCCGGAGACCCUGUCAAUCACAGUGUGGGGGCGGAGCUUCUGGUGUCUUUGGGACAGAAGGUGGAGAAAGGGCAGCCAUGGCUGCGUGUCCACUACGAGACUCCGGCGCUGAGUGCAGAGCAGAGACUCAGUCUACAAGGGGCGCUGACACUGGGGCCCGUCGACCUGCUACACACACAGCCACUAGUGGCAGAAAUCAUACUGCCAUAGUGACACAAAUCCACUCUAUGUUAAAGCUUGAUUGGGAGAUGACCUGCCUUUGGGAAUCUCAGUGUUUAAUUUUUAAAGGAUGUAUAGUUCAGAACUAAAGCCUCCGUCUCCUGCUCUUCACUCUCAAAGUCCUCUCUGAUUCACUCAUAUAAAGUCAUAAGAUUCUGUGGAGACUGAAUAGAUGUUUACCGUUUCCAGGAACUGUGUGAAGGCAAUUUCUGUUAAACCUUACUAAUGCUUGUGUACUAACAUAUCCUUCUUUAAGCCUCGGCAUUGGGCUUGAGAUGGUUCAAGCAACUCAUAUAAGAUAUAAAAGUGUGUGUGCACAUUAAUAGAGGCAUGUUGUAACUGUUCUGGUGUGUAGAAUGACCCCAGGAUGUCUGGGAGCUCAGCCAAUACUUGACAGGAACUGACUGGUUCCUCUUAAGUUAACUGGAGACAGAGUAAAGGUUUUAUCCUGCA
Oncorhynchus nerka (sockeye salmon) is the source of this 2892-nucleotide messenger RNA. It is a transcript of the gene tymp, whose product is annotated as thymidine phosphorylase. Gene Ontology annotation, biological process: pyrimidine nucleobase metabolic process; pyrimidine nucleoside metabolic process. The transcript has 11 exons. NCBI's taxonomy places the organism in Eukaryota, Metazoa, Chordata, Actinopteri, Salmoniformes, Salmonidae. Gene Ontology annotation, cellular component: cytosol. Gene Ontology annotation, molecular function: 1,4-alpha-oligoglucan phosphorylase activity; pyrimidine-nucleoside phosphorylase activity. The coding region runs from base 1069 to 2430 and encodes 453 amino acids. The record is from RefSeq and is a predicted model, not a curated record.